Messenger RNA from Chelonus insularis, 1406 nucleotides. RefSeq names its product males absent on the first (gene mof). Bases 32 to 1399 code for a protein of 455 amino acids. Lineage: Eukaryota; Metazoa; Arthropoda; Insecta; Hymenoptera; Braconidae. Gene Ontology annotation, biological process: negative regulation of DNA-templated transcription; positive regulation of transcription by RNA polymerase II. Gene Ontology annotation, molecular function: histone H4K16 acetyltransferase activity; transcription coregulator activity. The transcript has 6 exons. Gene Ontology annotation, cellular component: MSL complex; chromatin. The record is from RefSeq and is a predicted model, not a curated record.
CGGGGUUCAAGGAAGUUUGCAUCAGUUCAAGAUGGCGGAAAUGGAGCAACGCAGUAAAGAUAAUAACUCUGUAAAUGCUAAAGAAACUCCAGUUAAACAAGAAAAAAGAGAAAAUACACUUACAAAUGGUGGGAAAGGUUCUGGAGAUGAUGCUGACAGUCUUGAAGAAAUGCCUUUGGAUAUUGGAGAACAUUAUCUUGUUCGGCGAUCUGAUGACUCUUGGCAUCCAGCAGAAAUUAUUCAAACUCGAUUUAAUGAAGGAGAAGCACAUUAUGAGUACUAUGUACAUUAUGAAGGAUAUAACAGGAGAUUAGAUGAAUGGGUUCCUAGAGAUAGAAUUAUGUCCAGUCGAUUUGAUAUGAGUGACAGUCGAUGGAAAAACAGUGAACAUAAUCCAGCAAAUGACUUAUUGAGUGAUUCCUCGGAUAGAAAAAUUACAAGAAAUCAAAAAAGAAGGCACGAUGAAAUUAAUCAUAUACAAAAAACAUACGCAGAAAUGGAUCCUACUACUGCAGCACUUGAAAAAGAACACGAAGCUAUCACUAAAGUUAAAUAUAUUGAUAGGAUACAAAUAGGUAAAUAUGAAAUUGACACAUGGUAUUUUAGCCCGUAUCCUGAAGAAUAUGGCAAACAGCCAAAGUUAUGGAUAUGUGAAUAUUGUCUUAAAUACAUGCGAUUGGAGAAAACAUAUCGGUAUCAUAUGAGUGAAUGUACGCAUAGACAACCAGUUGGCAAAGAAAUAUAUCGUAAAGGAACUUUGUCGAUAUGGGAAGUUGAUGGAAGAGAGCAUAAAAUUUAUUGUCAAAAUCUAUGUCUUCUGGCUAAAUUAUUCUUAGAUCACAAAACAUUAUAUUUCGAUGUAGAACCCUUUCUUUUUUACAUUCUUUGUGAAGUUGAUAAACAUGGGGCUCAUUUAGUUGGAUAUUUCUCAAAGGAAAAAGAAUCUCCUGAUGGUAAUAAUGUUGCUUGUAUCUUAACGCUUCCACCUUUUCAAAGGCAAGGAUAUGGAAAACUACUUAUCGCUUUUAGCUAUGAAUUAAGUAGAAUCGAACAAACAGUUGGAAGCCCUGAAAAACCACUUAGUGACCUUGGAAAGUUAUCUUAUCGUAGCUACUGGAGUUGGAUACUUUUAGAAAUUUUGAGAGACUUUAGAGGUACUCUCAGUAUUAAAGAUCUCAGUCAAAUGACAAGUAUUUCACAAACGGAUAUCAUAUCAACUCUACAAAGUAUGAACAUGGUAAAAUACUGGAAAGGCCAACAUGUAAUCUGUGUGACGCCAAAAUUAGUUGAAGAACAUAUAAAAAGCAACCAAUUCAAGAGACCACGGCUAACUGUGGACUCAACAGCACUCCGAUGGGGUGCUCCACCAAAAAGGAAUACCAAACCAGGAAAAAAAUAAAAAUUUU